Messenger RNA from Delphinapterus leucas (beluga whale), 2241 nucleotides. It is a transcript of the gene GPR149, whose product is annotated as G protein-coupled receptor 149. Gene Ontology annotation, cellular component: neuron projection; plasma membrane. Gene Ontology annotation, molecular function: G protein-coupled receptor activity; neuropeptide binding. The record is from RefSeq and is a predicted model, not a curated record. Gene Ontology annotation, biological process: neuropeptide signaling pathway. NCBI's taxonomy places the organism in Eukaryota, Metazoa, Chordata, Mammalia, Artiodactyla, Monodontidae.
AUGUCUGUAUUUCUCAGUAACUUAUCAACAAAUGACUCUAGCCUGUGGAAAGAAAAUCAUAAUUCGACAGAUCUUUUAAAUCCGCCAGGAACCGUGAAUAUCUAUCUUUUUUGCCUGACAGGCUUAAUGACUCUCGCAGCCCUGGCAGGCAGCAUUUAUUCACUAGUUUCCCUAAUGAAAACGCGGAACAGAACUGUUGUGUCCAUGCUUGUGGCUUCCUGGUCUGGGGAUGAUCUCAUGAGCGUCUUGUCGGUGACCAUCUUCAUGUUUUUGCAGUGGCCAAAUGAGGUCUCUGACUACUUCCAGUCUCUGUGCACCACCUCUGCCUUACUAUAUUUAUGCCAGGGCCUCUCGAGCAACUUGAAGGCGACUCUCUUAGUCUCCUACAACUUUUACACGAUGCACAGGGCUGUGGGGAGCCAGGCAGCCUCCAGAAGAUCCGGCCAGGUGCUCGGCGUGGCGCUGACGGUGUGGGCAGCCAGUCUGCUGCUCUCCGCGCUUCCUCUGUGCGGCUGGGGCGCCUUUGUACGCACGCCUUGGGGCUGCCUGGCCGACUGCUCCAGCUCCUACGUGCUGCUACUUUUCGCUGUGUACACUUCGGCCUUCGGACUCCUCGCCGGCCUCUCGGUCCCCCUCACUCACCAGUUGCUGUGUUCGGAGGAGCCGCCAAGACUCCACGCCAACUACCAGGAAAUUUCCCGCGGAGCUUCCACUCCAGGGACCCCUUCAACGCGGGGGAGAGUGCUUUCCCUGUCCCCAGAUGAUGCUCCGGGCCCGGCCCUGCGGUGCUCUGGAGGAUGCUCCCCGAGCUCGGACACCGUGUUUGGACCGGGUCUGCCCGCGAGGGUAGGGCUGGGGCAGGGGCCGGGGCGCGGUGCUACCGCUGUGGCUGGAGCCUGCAGGCGUGAGGACCGGGGGACUCUCUAUGGCACCAGGAGCUUCACCGUGAGCGUAGCGCAGAAGCGCUUUUCUUUGAUCUUAGCGAUGACAAAAGUCACCCUUUGGCUGCCCAUGAUGAUCCACAUGGUGGUCCAGCACGUCGUGGGGUUUCAGAGCCUUCCCUUUGAGACGCUCAGCUUUCUGCUAACCCUCCUGGCCACCACUGUAACUCCAGUGUUUGUCUUGUCCAAACACUGGACACACUUGCCCUGUGGCUGCAUCAUCAACUGCAAGCAGAACACAUAUGCAGUGACGUCUGAUGGGAAAAAACCCAAGAGGAGAUGCUUUGAAUUCAAUCUAUCAUUUCAACGAAGUUAUGGAAUUUAUAAAAUAGCACAUGAAGAUUACUAUGAUGAUGAUGAAAAUUCAAUAUCCUAUCACAAUCUCAUGAACUAUGAGUGCAAAACUACAAAAGACUCUCAGAGAGACUCUCAUAAUGUAUUCAAUGCCAUAAAGGUGGAAAUCAGCACCACGCCCUCUCUGGACAGCUCCACACUAAAAGGCAUCAACAAAUGCACAAACACUGAUAUUAUAGAUGCUAAACAGGAUUCCCACAAUGAAAAGGGUGUUGAUCCACUGCUCUCUGAAAAAACAGAAGGUGAUAUUAAAUAUGAUGAAACCACCCUUUUGGAAGGGCCAGAAAGAAGACUUUCUCAUGAGGAGAGUCAGAAACCAGACCUUUCAGACUGGGAAUGGUGUAGGAGUAAAUCAGAAAGAACCCCUCGUCAGCGUUCCGGUGGUGCCCUGGCCAUUCCCCUGUGUGCAUUCCAGGGGACCGUGUCUCUCCAAGCCCCAACCGGGAAAACCCUAUCUCUUUCUACCUAUGAGGUGAGCACAGAAGGACAAAAAAUUACCCCAGCCUCUAAGAAAAUUGAAGUCUAUCGAUCCAAAAGUGUUGGCCAUGAACCAAACUCAGAAGAUUCUCCCUCCACAUUUGCGGACACCAGUGUGAAAAUACACUUGGAGGUUCUUGAAAUUUGUGAUAAUGAAGAGGCCUUGGACACGGUGUCAAUUAUUAGCAACAUCAGCCAGUCCUCCACACAGAUCAGAUCUCCUUCCCUACGCUACUCACGGAAAGAAAACAGAUUUGUUUCAUGUGAUUUAGGGGAAACAGCCUCAUAUUCUCUCUUUUUACCCACAAGUAAUCCUGAUGGUGAUAUCAACAUCUCCAUUCCAGACACUGUUGAAGCACACAGGCAGAACAGUAAAAGGCAGAGCCAAGAGAGGGAUGGCUACCAGGAGGAAAUCCAGUUGUUAAAUAAAGCUUAUAGGAGAAGAGAAGAAGAAAGCAAGGAUAACUAG